GUAAUAUUAUUAUUAUGGUGGAUGUUAUGUUUUUUAUUUAUUUUUAUUAUUUUAUAUUCCUUUUUUUUAAAUAUUAUUCGUGUUAAAAAUGCUUAAUCUUUUACCACGUAAACAUAAUAUUAAUUUUUGUAAUAAUCAAAGAUGAAAAAUAAUUAGUGACAUUUUAUUAAGUGAAUAAUAAAUACAAAUUCUUCAUUUUAAUUUAUUGCGAUGCUUUUUCUAUUUUAUGAUAAAAUUCUUGCCUGAUUACUAUCUUAUUUUGUAAAACUUCAAUUAAUGCAAUAUGUGUGAAAUGUGUUAAAAUGGAUCAAAUUAUAACACAAUUACAAUCUAAAUUUAAGGUAAGUGACAAACGCAUUGAAUUCAAGUCAAAAUUAAAAUAUUUAGCUCGUUGUGAACCAUGUGGGCAGAAUGAGUCGUAGCCGUAGAAAACUAUUAGUUUAUGGGCUAAUCGCAGGCACCAUAUUAUUAUUCAUUUACAAUCUACGAUCAUGUUCACGACCGGAGGCACAAAAUGUCUUUAUGGUACCAAAAGAAAAAUUUAUUACCGACAAAGACAUGAAAGUAUACACAUACGAUCGAGACAUGCCUCUGAUAUUUAUUGGCGGCGUGCCGAGGUCCGGUACAACUCUUAUGAGAGCAAUGUUAGACGCACAUCCUGACGUUCGAUGUGGUCAAGAGACUAGGGUUGUGCCCAGGAUCUUACAAAUGCGCAACCAUUGGUACAAAUCGUCUAAAGAGACGUUGAGACUGAAGGAGGCUGGAGUUUCAGAAGAAGUGGUCAAUUCGGCAGUGGCCGCUUUUAUUCUAGAAGUGAUCGCACGGCAUGGUGUUCCGGCCCCGCGAUUGUGCAACAAAGAUCCUCUUGCACUCAAAUCAAUGGAUUAUCUGAAAGUUCUGUUCCCAAAUGCCAAAUACAUUUUCAUGGUGCGUGACGGCAGGGCCACAGUACAUUCGAUUAUAUCGCGAAAGGUGACAAUCACUGGUUUUGAUUUGACCAGUUACAGACAGUGCUUGGAAAAAUGGGAUGAUGCUAUCAGUAUCAUGUAUAAAAACUGUCAAAAAGUAGGACCAACGCACUGUUUAAUGGUAUAUUACGAAGAAUUAGUGUUAAGACCUCGUGAUACAUUGACUCACAUACUGAAAUUUUUAAACAUACCAUGGAAUGAAACGGUUCUCCAUCACAAUGAAAUGAUAAACAAACCAGGAGGAAUCGCCUUAUCGAUGGUGGAACGUUCUUCGGACCAAGUUGUUAAACCCUUGUACCAAGAAGCGUUAACUAAAUGGGUUGGUCAAAUUCCUGAUGAUGUUGUAGCUGAAAUGGAUAGUAUUGCACCUAUGUUGUCUGUUCUGGGGUAUGAUCCAAUGGCAAACCCGCCUGUUUAUGCGAUUCCAGAGAACGAACAACAAAAUAGUAGUUCUAAUGUUGAUAUUAUAGAAAAAGAAUCUACUGAAAGAUAGUGAAUUCUAUCUUUAGCCAAACCUACUUUAUUUUUCAUGUUAUUGAAAAUAUGUAAAUAUAAAUAAAUGUAAUUUUACAACAUAUAUUUUGUAUAUAUUAUUAUUUUUUCAUUUUAUAUUGUCUCAUGUUGGGUAUUAUAGUUAAUAAUGAUUAUUUUGUUUUUAUACUUAUAUUUUGUACUUAUUAUAUAUUUGUAUUACAGCAGUAAAUUCUGUAAAUUUUUUUUAAUUGAAUUAAAUAUAUUCGACAAUCUUUAAA
This is a messenger RNA of Daktulosphaira vitifoliae (grape phylloxera), 1720 nucleotides long. Its product is annotated as protein-tyrosine sulfotransferase-like. The coding region runs from base 412 to 1461 and encodes 349 amino acids. Gene Ontology annotation, biological process: peptidyl-tyrosine sulfation. NCBI's taxonomy places the organism in Eukaryota, Metazoa, Arthropoda, Insecta, Hemiptera, Phylloxeridae. Gene Ontology annotation, cellular component: Golgi apparatus. Gene Ontology annotation, molecular function: protein-tyrosine sulfotransferase activity. The transcript is spliced from 7 exons. The record is from RefSeq and is a predicted model, not a curated record.